Callithrix jacchus (white-tufted-ear marmoset) is the source of this 786-nucleotide messenger RNA. Lineage: Eukaryota; Metazoa; Chordata; Mammalia; Primates; Cebidae. The record is from RefSeq and is a predicted model, not a curated record.
AUGAAGAGAAAAGUAAGCAACAUUUUUGAACAAAUAAUUUUAAACAGUAGUGCUAUUGUAAACAGUGCUGCAGAGACGUUCUUCGCUGAGAGUCGCCGCGGUUUCCUGCUUCAACAGUGCUUGGACGGAACCCGGCGCUCGUCCCCCACCCCGGCCGGCCGCCUACAGCCAGCCCUCCGUCACCUCCACACCGGGUCCUCGGAUCGUCCCAAGGCCCCCGCCUCUCCAGCGCCGCGCAGCCACCGCCGUCGCCGCCUCUCCUUAGCCGCCGCCAUGACGACCGCAUCACCUUCGCAGGUGCGCCAGAACUACCACCAGGAUUCAGAGGCCGCCAUCAACCGCCAAAUCAACCUGGAGCUCUACGCCUCCUAUGUUUACCUGUCCAUGUCUCAUGAGGAGAGGGAACAUGCCGAGAAACUGAUGAAGCUGCAGAACCAACGAGGUGGCCGCAUCUUCCUCCAGGAUAUCAAGAAACCAGACCAUGAUGACUGGGAGAGCGGGCUGAAUGCGAUGGAGUGUGCAUUACAUUUGGAAAAAAAUGUGAAUCAGUCACUACUGGAACUGCACAAACUGGCCACUGACAAAAAUGACCCCCAUUUGUGUGACUUCAUUGAGACGCAUUACCUGAAUGAGCAGGUGAAAUCCAUCAAAGAAUUGGGUGACCACGUGACCAACUUGCGCAAGAUGGGAGCACCCCAAUCUGGCUUGGCAGAAUAUCUCUUUGACAAGCACACCCUGGGAGACAGUGAUAAUGAAAGCUAAGCCUUUGGCUAAUUUGGCUAAUUU